GCCCCUCUUCUCCCGGCACUCUCGCUCUCGUGCCCCGCCCCGAGGUAAAGGGAGACUCGGAGAAGAUGGUGCUCACCACGGUCCUCCUGCUGCUGGCCGCCUAUGUGGGACCAGCCCAGGGCCUGGGCUCUUUCAUACACUGCGAGCCCUGCGAUGAGAAAGCGCUCUCCAUGUGUCGCCCCAGCCCCCUGGGCUGCGAGCUGGUCAAGGAGCCCGGCUGCGGCUGCUGCAUAACUUGCGCCCUGGCCGAGGGGCAAUCCUGCGGCGUCUACACCGAGCGCUGCGCGCAGGGCUUGCGCUGCCUCCCUCGGCAGGAUGAAGAGAAGCCGCUGCACGCCCUGCUGCACGGCCGCGGGGUUUGCCUCAACGAAAAGAGGUACCGUGAGCAAGCCAAGAUCCAGAGAGACUCUCGCGAGCAUGAGGAACCCACCACAUCCAAGAUGGCUGAAGAGACUUACUCGCCCAAGAUCUUCCGCCCCAAGCACACCCGCAUCUCCGAGCUGAAGGCCGAGGCCGUGAAGAAGGACCGCAGGAAGAAGCUGUCCCAGUCCAAGUUUGUGGGGGGCGCUGAGAACACUGCCCACCCCCGGGUCAUCACUGCACCUGAGAUGAGACAGGAAUCGGAGCAGGGCCCGGGCCGCAGACACAUGGAGGCUUUUCUGCAGGAGCUCAAAGCCAGCCCACACAUGGUGCCCCGCGCUGUGUACCUGCCCAACUGUGACCACAAAGGAUUCUACAAGAGAAAGCAGUGCAAGCCUUCCCGUGGCCGCAAACGUGGCAUCUGCUGGUGCGUGGACAAGUACGGCAUGAAGCUGCCAGGCAUGGAGUACAUCGACGGGGACUUUCAGUGCCACACCUUUGACAGCAGCAACGUGGAGUGACGCGCCCUUCCCCCUGCUUCCCCCUCCCACCCCCGCCCCAACUCCAGCCAGCGCCUUCCUCCUCCCCAGGACGCCACUCAUUUCAUCUCAUUUAAGGGAAAAAAAACAUAUAUAUUAUUAUUAUUAUUAUAUAUUUGAGGAAACUGAGAACCUCGGAAUCUCCAGCAAGGGCUCAACUUUAGAAAUGGCAACAACAGAGAUGCAAAAAAAUAGAGACCCC
Dipodomys spectabilis (banner-tailed kangaroo rat) is the source of this 1101-nucleotide messenger RNA. RefSeq names its product insulin-like growth factor-binding protein 5. NCBI's taxonomy places the organism in Eukaryota, Metazoa, Chordata, Mammalia, Rodentia, Heteromyidae. Gene Ontology annotation, biological process: regulation of insulin-like growth factor receptor signaling pathway. The record is from RefSeq and is a predicted model, not a curated record. Gene Ontology annotation, molecular function: insulin-like growth factor I binding; fibronectin binding; insulin-like growth factor II binding. Gene Ontology annotation, cellular component: extracellular region.